Camponotus floridanus (Florida carpenter ant) is the source of this 428-nucleotide messenger RNA. RefSeq lists its product as uncharacterized. The transcript has 3 exons. The coding region runs from base 24 to 428 and encodes 134 amino acids. Lineage: Eukaryota; Metazoa; Arthropoda; Insecta; Hymenoptera; Formicidae. The record is from RefSeq and is a predicted model, not a curated record.
AUGCAGAAUUGAUAGAAAAUGAUAUGGUAAUGAUAAUACCAUUAUUGCCACUACAAACAGUGGAAUCCAUAAAAGAAUUCGAAAAUUUAAUCAUAUCAAACGAAAUUGCUGCAUCGCAAUUUAAAAAAUUGAUUCUAAAAAUUGGAAGCAACACUCCACGAAAUAGCAUUCAUCGUGCUUUAGAACGAAUUAUCAGCAAUAAAUGCGCUAUGAACUGUUCCUGGAAAGGCGUUCGAUUAAAUUAUAAAAUAUAUACCAUAUGCUCUGUACAUUCAGAUUUAACUGAAGCUGAAUUUGACAUAAUCGCUGCGGAAUGGUUCCGAUUUGCUAAGCAACGAGCAACGCGGGAAGAAAAAAAAAUAAUCUGUAAUAAUCCGUAUAUCUACAGAUUAUUACAAUACAUGGUGCUAUUUAUAAUUUUAUGUUAG